AUGAAUCCGCAACCACGUCCACCACAACUACGUCUACCACCAACACCGGCGACACCGAAGACUGCUUCUAUUUUAUUCCGCGUUGCUUUAUAUCACAUUUUUUCCCAUCCAGAUUCAGUCUAUUACAGCGUACAGACUAAUGAAUCAUUCUUUGGUGCAUCUAUUCCAUCAGCCAUUAACUUCUUAAAGUAA
This is a messenger RNA of Ambispora leptoticha, 192 nucleotides long. The record is from the annotation of a GenBank genome assembly. NCBI's taxonomy places the organism in Eukaryota, Fungi, Glomeromycota, Glomeromycetes, Archaeosporales, Ambisporaceae.